CUCUCCUCUACUCGCUCUUCUUCAUCACAAUAACAUUGGUACCUCCACUCUCCACAUUUAAUAACCAGAUCACUGCCUAUAACACCUAAAUCAAUUUAUAAGCGUACAAUUACAUCAGAUGACAAGCAAAGAAAUUAAGCUUUUUUGCAUUCUCGACGGCGAUUCAACCGCGUUUAAAGUCACAAUUGCACUAGAUGACGAUGUAGAUGAUCUCAAAAGGCCAUCAAGAAGGAGAAGUCAAAGACUUUAAGUGACAUAGACGCAAGCGACCUCAUCCUCUGGCGUAUCGCUACCCCUUCUUCCCCGGCAAGAACAAUUAGACUCAACAAUCGAACGAGCGAUGACACGAAGAACAUGCUACCACAGAAACUGGAAGAGUCGGAUGACCUCGUCUCGGACAAAUUCGAGGCUAUUCCUCAAAAAAAACGAUUCACGUCAUUGCCCAACUACCAGCAGCGGCGGCAUCAGCAGGAGCCAUAAAUGUGCCUUCUACUACCCAUUUUACAACGCCUAUUAGUCGACCCUCUUCUUCAUCUAGUGUCAUACUAGUCCUGAAAUACUAGAAUCUGUACACUCAUAAAAUAUUCAACCUCAUUUUGCAUUGGAUUUGUGCGAGCCACAUUUUAGUAUCAUGGAAAGAAGAUCUUAGUAUCACUUUCCAUGGGGUUUGUGCGGGUAAGUUUUAGGUUAGUAUCACUUGCAUGUUUAUUUAUGAAUGUCAACUCUUGUGUUAGUAUCACUUGCAUCUUUGUUUAUGAAUGUCUAGUAUCACUUCCAUGUGCUAUCAAAAAAAAAUGGGCGCUCGGGGCGGGGAUGGAAAUAAUACUAAUAUGCAUUUACGGGGUUCAUCUCCCAAAGUGCCUGAGUGCUCCAUAUACGCAUAUUCGCGUUCUCAGGAUCCAUAGAAAACCAGAUACUCUAUAGUAAAGUCCCUCAUUUCGGCCCCAAACGUGUUGAAACUUCUAGAGUCGAUAAAGCAACCGAAAAUAUAUCUUUCAAAACAGGAAAUUGUAUUUUGGGUAAAAAUUGAAAAUGUUUAUAUUCAAAAGUUUGAGAACUAGGGCAUCUUGAAGUCAAGGUUUCUACGGAAAUUGUCUAGCUUUUAGACAAAAUAUUGCAGAACCAUCAGAAUAUUUCCAAAACUGACCAAACUUUCCAAAAAGUAAGAAUAUGUAGUGCAUAAUAUAAUGUACUAAGGGAC
Messenger RNA from Lobosporangium transversale, 1201 nucleotides. RefSeq lists its product as hypothetical. NCBI's taxonomy places the organism in Eukaryota, Fungi, Mortierellomycota, Mortierellomycetes, Mortierellales, Mortierellaceae. Bases 661 to 924 code for a protein of 87 amino acids. The transcript has 2 exons. The record is from RefSeq and is a predicted model, not a curated record.